GUGUUCUCAUGGUGUUUUCGGGGUUUCUUCCAGCUACCUGUAGAUGGUGAACUGGCUGCUGCAGAUUGCCCAAGGUAAAUGUGAGGGGUGUACUCACUUCUGUGAUACACUGUAUAUACCGGACUCCCAGUGCCAUCACCACUCGCGGUGCCUCUUUCUUCGGUUCUCCUGACCACUUAAGCUACAAGGAUCGGUGUGACAUGAUGAGCAGCGCCUCCGUGAUGAACUUCUCCAGCUCCCGCCACGGCAGCUUCUCCUCAGCAUCUCUGGGCGGAGGGAUGCAGGCGAGACGCGCUCCCAGCGUGUACGGCGGGGCCGGCGGCCAGAGCGUGCGCGUCUCCAGCGCCUACAGCCUGAGCAUGGCCGGGAUGGGCGGCGCGGGUCUGAACGACGGGCUGGACGGACUCGGAAUCAGCGAGAAGGCCACCAUGCAGAACCUGAACGACCGUCUGGCCGCCUACCUGGACAAAGUGCGCUCGCUCGAGAAAGCCAACGCGCAUCUGGAGCUGAAGAUCCGCGAGUGGUACGACAAGCGCAAGCCCGUGACGCGCGACUACAGCCGCUACUUUGCCAUCAUCAACGAACUGCGUGAAAAGAUCAACAUAGCCAGCAAGGACAACGCCAGGAUCAUCCUGCAGAUCGACAAUGCCAAACUUGCCGCAGAGGACUUCAGAGUCAAGUUUGAGAAUGAGUUGGCACUGCGUCAGUCAGUCGAGGUCGACAUCACCGGGCUUCGUCGCGUCCUGGACGAGCUCACCAUUACCCGGUCAGACCUGGAGAUGCAGAUCGAAGGCCUUAAGGAGGAGCUUAUGUACCUCAAGAAGAAUCACGAAGAGGAAAUGGCAUCUCUGCGUGCUAACAUGUCCGCCAGCUCGGUGAACGUGGAAGUGGAUGCCGCUCCUCAGCAGGACCUGAAUCAGGCCAUGCAGGAGAUCCGGGCGCAGUACGAAGGCAUUGCCGAGAAGAACCGCAGAGAAAUGGAGGCGUGGUACAAGGUCAAGUUUGAUGAGCUGAAUAAGCAGGUGAAGAAGAGCACAGAGGUCAUCGAGACGUCCCGCAGCGAUAUCACAGAGCUUAAGAGAACUCUGCAGGCACUGGAGAUUGAACUGCAGUCUCAGCUCAGCCUGAAAUCGGCUCUGGAGGGCACGCUGCACGACACGGAGUCCCGUUACAGUCUCCAGCUCAGCCAAAUGCAGGUCCUGGUCAGCAACUUGGAGUCAGAGCUCGCACAGGUCCGCACAGACAUCGAGAGACAGGGCAACGAGUACAAAAUGCUGCUGGAUAUCAAGACCAGGCUCGAGCUGGAAAUCGCCGAGUACAGACGCCUGUUGGACGGAGAACUGAGUAAGACUACAGUGACCAAGACAGUUGAAGUAAUCAAGACUCCACCUCCUAAACCCCAGCCCGUGGUGACCAAGCGCGUGCGCACUGUGAUCGAGGAGGUGAUCGACGGCAAGGUGGUCUCUCGCACAGAGGACGUGGACGUUGAGGUCCUGAACAAGGAUAAACUAUGAAACGCUUAAGAAGUCGAACCGGAUCGCCGAAAUCUACCGCUGCGUUCCAACACUUUUGUAUUUUGGCAGUAAAUGUGCAGGUGUAAAAAAAAAAAAGCAUUUUAUUUUUUUAAGCUUUAAAUUGUAAAGAAGCUCUAUUCAAAGUCCACGUGUUAACUGUUUUUGAGUUUUGUUAACUAAUUUCUGGAACCCUUGGUGAAAACAUUCCACCUGUACAUUUUAAUAGGGUCGUUUAAAGAUCUGUUGUCCCAAAAACAUACAAAUUUAAUUAAGUAUAAAAGUAAGUGAGUGGAUAGAUCUACAUUCCCUAUUUCCAAGAUGGAAAGUGUGUUUCCGGUUUGAGCGCUGCCACUCUGACCAGAAUGAUGACGCUGUUGAUCAAAAUAAAUAACUCAAAUGAAAAAA
This is a messenger RNA of Trichomycterus rosablanca, 1919 nucleotides long. RefSeq names its product keratin, type I cytoskeletal 13-like. The coding region runs from base 201 to 1514 and encodes 437 amino acids. The transcript has 9 exons. The record is from RefSeq and is a predicted model, not a curated record. Lineage: Eukaryota; Metazoa; Chordata; Actinopteri; Siluriformes; Trichomycteridae. Gene Ontology annotation, cellular component: cytoskeleton. Gene Ontology annotation, molecular function: structural molecule activity.